Tachysurus fulvidraco (yellow catfish) is the source of this 6179-nucleotide messenger RNA. It is a transcript of the gene smo, whose product is annotated as smoothened, frizzled class receptor. Gene Ontology annotation, molecular function: patched binding; transmembrane signaling receptor activity. Gene Ontology annotation, cellular component: dendrite; plasma membrane; cilium. Lineage: Eukaryota; Metazoa; Chordata; Actinopteri; Siluriformes; Bagridae. Bases 627 to 3092 code for a protein of 821 amino acids. The record is from RefSeq and is a predicted model, not a curated record. Gene Ontology annotation, biological process: smoothened signaling pathway; positive regulation of smoothened signaling pathway; central nervous system development. The transcript is spliced from 12 exons.
AGUUUCACUUUUUUUAGGAUCUGUGGCUCUUUAGAACUUCAGCUUCAAACCUUUUACGCACAUGAAGAACCGACACAUGAGUCCAAUCUAACACGCUCUUUUUUGUGCUGUAAGAUUUUGUGUGUGUUGUAACUUUUUUCUUUGGCUGGGAAAAAUCUGGGGGCUGAACCAGGAGCCUGGGGAUCGAGUUACACUCUCAGAGGCCAGUUUUUUCCUCCUCCAUCUGAAAAGUGGGGGAUGGUGAUGAAGCCAUUCUGUACUUUCUUUGCAUUCUUUCUUAACGUCUUUCCGACGUGUUAUAGAUAUAGAUUUUGUUUGUUUGUUUGUUUGUUUUAUAUGUCAUAUUAUUUCUUAUUUUGCGCACUGAAAUGAAGCGCAGCCUGUGCGGCGAAAUGGAAUUUUUAGACUGCGGAAUAUAAGCAAGAAGGAGAGAAGAAACUACUGGAAGUUGUGAGGACAAAAAAAAAAAAUCCGCUAUUAUGUGUCCGAUCCUCGAACCAUGAGCUCGGGUUUGAUCUCGGAAACACUUUUGGUCGCAGGAAACUUUCACUGGCACCAUUUAAAUCAUCCGAAAUAAAAGAUCUUUAUUUAAAAAAAAUAUUUCUAUUUUUUUGUCGCUCUCCAAAAUGUCCUCCAGCACCAUUGUCGGGAUGCUUUGGGUUUGUGUUGGCACCCUGAUGGUCAGCCAGGCCGUGAUGUUACACAAAAAUGAAACAAUGUUCAACGAUUUUUGCAAGAAAACGACGACGUGUGAAGUGUUGAGGUACAAUACGUGUCUCGGGACGGCUUUACCGUACACGCACACGUCUCUGGUGCUGGCUGAAGACUCGGAGACGCAAGAAGAAGCUAUGGAGAAAUUGGUCAUGUGGUCUGGGUUAAAAAAUGCUCCUCGGUGCUGGGCGGUCAUUCAGCCGUUACUGUGUGCUGUUUACAUGCCCAAGUGUGAGAAUGGAAAAGUGGAACUUCCCAGCCAGACCCUGUGCCAGGCGACCCGCCAACCCUGCAGUAUAGUGGAGCGGGAGCGAGGGUGGCCCAGCUUUCUCAAGUGCGAGAAUACGGACAAGUUUCCUCUUGGUUGCCAGAAUGAGGUACAGAAAAUCAAAUUCAAUACAUCAGGACAGUGCGAGGCGCCUCUAGUGAAAACCGACAUCCAGACCAGCUGGUACAAGGACGUGGAAGGCUGUGGCAUUCAGUGUGACAAUCCGCUCUUCACGGAGGACGAACACUCGGACAUGCACGGCUACAUUGCCGCCUUCGGAUCGGUCACCCUGCUGUUCACUUUCUUCACAUUGGCAACGUUUCUUGCUGACUGGAAAAAUUCCAACCGCUACCCGGCUGUAAUCCUAUUUUACGUCAACGCCUGCUUUUUUGUCGGUAGCAUAGGGUGGCUCGCCCAGUUCAUGGACGGCGCUCGCAAAGAGAUUGUGUGCAAAAGUGACAACACCAUGCGGCUCGGAGAGCCUUCGUCGACAGAGACGCUUUCGUGUGUCAUCAUCUUCAUCAUCGUGUACUACUCCUUGAUGUCAGGUGUCAUCUGGUUUGUUAUGCUGACCUACGCCUGGCACACGUCUUUCAAAGCUCUUGGCACUACGCACCAACCUUUGUCUGGAAAGACAUCCUACUUCCACCUUGUCACAUGGUCCAUCCCGUUUAUCCUCACAGUGGCUAUACUGGCUAUCGCACAGGUCGAUGGAGACUCCGUUAGUGGAAUCUGCUUUGUCGGCUACAAAAACUACAGAUAUCGCGCUGGGUUUGUUCUGGCUCCGAUCGGUGUGGUACUCGUUAUCGGUGGCUAUUUUCUUGUUAGAGGUGUCAUGACGUUAUUUUCCAUCAAAAGUAACCAUCCAGGACUGCUGAGUGAAAAAGCAGCAAGUAAAAUCAAUGCGACGAUGCUGAGACUCGGCAUAUUUGGUUUUCUAGCUUUUUGUUUUGUUUUCAUCACUUUUGGAUGCCAUUUCUAUGAGUUCUUCAACCAGGCAGAGUGGGAAAGGAGCUUUCGGGAAUUUGUGCUAUGUGAAGCUAAUGUGACUAUAGCUCAGCAGGCCAAGAAGAAGGUCCCAGAAUGCAUCAUUAAAAAUCGGCCCAGUCUGAUGGUGGGGAAGAUUAACUUGUUCUCUAUGUUCGGCACCGGCAUUGCCAUGAGCACAUGGGUGUGGACCAAAGCCACUAUUCUCAUUUGGAAGCGCACCUGGUGUAGGAUAAUUGGACGGAGUGACGAUGAACCGAAGCGCAUCAAGAAGAGCAAGAUGAUAGCCAAAGCAUUCUCCAAGAGAAAGGAACUUCAAAUGGACCCGGAAAAAGAAUUGUCCUUCAGCAUGCACACGGUCUCCCAUGAAGGGCCUGUGGCGGGUAUAAACUUCGAUCUGAAUGAGCCGUCCAUGGAAAUGUCUUCUGCUUGGGCCCAGCACGUGACAAAGAUGGUGGCACGAAGAGGUGCCAUUUUACCUCAGGACAUCUCGGUUACUCCCACUGGGACACCUGUGCCACCUCCAGAAGAACGAAACAAACUCUGGAUGGUCGAAGCCGAUAUCUCUCCCGAGAUGAUAAAACGUAAGAAGAAAAAGAAGAAGAGGAAGAAGGAGGUGCGUACAGUAGUGCCUGCUGAAGAGGAUGUUAAUCCCCGGCACAGAGAGUUCGGUUCCAGCGCUGUCCCUCGUCUCCCCAAGCUCCCGGCGCAUCGCAGUCUCGUGGCUAACCUGUGGGACCGUCAACGGCAGCAAGAGGAGAACAUCCUUCCAGGCUCCUUCUCAGAAUUCCGUCCUUCCUGUCCCAUUCCGUACCAUGAGAGAUACGUUGGGCUUGGCCAUGUUUCAUCCAGUCAGCGCAGCAGGGAGCCUGGAUUUAACCCCUCCAACCUGCUGACGCUAAGCCAGUACGAGGGACAAGGUCAGUUUAAACAACCGGCCUGGCAGUCUAAUGGAUCUAACAAAGUGUUCCGCUAUUCAGGACAGGAGAUGCCUUCAUCAGUGGGUGCUGGCAGGACAGGCUUUACAACGCCUAGGUCAGAGGGCAAGAAACAGGUGAUCGCACCAAUCCACUCCAGAACCAACCUCAUGGAGGCAGAACUGAUGGACGCUGACUCUGAUUUUUGACAUUGUCUUGUAUUUUGUUGCUUGGUCCAAAAGUGCUGGAUACUUUGCACCACAAAUUGUUAGAAACAUGUAAGGCAGGGUUCCUGUCACUGGUCCGUGGGGCAUGUUUGUGUGGGAAGCGCCAUAACUCUUUCUUUAAUGUCACGAUAGAAUAGGCACCGAAAGGUUCUAUCUGAAUUCAACAGUAAAUUUUGCCAUCAUUAAUGCUAAGCUAUAAAAUUCUCUGCCGCACAUUGACCUUCAAAUCUGAGCUGUGUGUGUUGGGUAAUUUCAAGUGUGCGUCGACGUACGGAGAGAUAGAGCUGACAAAGCUUUGACUCUUUGACCGAAAAAUCAAGAACAAGAAAAUUGGAACGUCUUCACAACGUUUUCAUAAAUAGUAUGCUGUAGUUCUCCAGUGAGGUCACUCAAAGUAUUGCUAAUUUAAAUUGAUACGCAUGCUAAUAAUAUUAUGAGGAACGAAGGACUGGUUGUUGUUUGUGUGAAAUACUUGACAGCUUUGGAAAUCUGUACAAGUAAACCAGCUAGUUGUAGGUUUGUACAAGCCACCUUGGGCAAGUUUUGCUAAAAGCAGCAUGAAAAGUCAAGGUACCACCUUUAAAUUUAUAGCAUGGAACAACAAUGGCUGCUAAAUUUAGAUUUGCUCAUUGGGCUGAAGCUUUUCUAUAAAGUAACUUAGACUUUUAAUCACACCUUUCAAUCAGUAGCCCAAAGCCUUAACCACUGAUUCCACUAUUUCCCUUCAUGUGCCAUUGGCAUUAGUUUUCUUGCCUCAAUGUAAAACUAUAUGGAAAAUCAAACAUUACGUAAGGAACCACAUCUCAUGAGAUACACCACCAACAAGACUGGACUGAUCUCAUCCACAUACUGCACUGUUUCUCAGACCUGGCGCUAAACAAACAAUAGUGUUAGUACUUUGUUACAAAGAGAAAGUGUAUUCAUAAAUAUUGUUAUUAUCUGUACUUUCGUAUGAGGUUGCCUGGUGCAAUUACGAACAAUUUUCUUCAUAGAUGUAGGCCAUGUCAAAGUGAGGGCAUUUUUAAUGAACUGUCUGAAGAAGGUUUAAAAUGCUGUUAUAGAAAUAGCGUGUUUGUUCUCUUCCGUUCGAAAUGAUUGCUGUACAGUUUUAUCAAAAAGGCUAUUUUUGUACUUUAGCUUGUAGUUUCUUUCACCUGUAUCGUAAACCAUUGUACAUAUUUCAGAGUUGGCUCAUUUUUGCAUUUUAUUUGUCAAGUUUUCUAACGUGAUAAGUCUUGAAUGUUUAAUUAUUGCUUUUAUUAUUGAUGUUUUUAUUGUUAUAUUUUGGAUUUGAAUUUCUUACCUUUAUAUUUGAAAAGGAAAUUGUUUCGAUUCGAGAUUUCAUAUGAAGCUUUAUAAUCGAAUUCUAAUUUAAUGUCAAUUUAAUUUCAAAUUUAAACCAUUGUAACUAGAUUUAAUUCUGCACAACCUAAGGACAUGUUCACACAUUGGCUCUCAUUGAUCGAUUUUGAAAUCUUUAUUUUUCUUUAUCAAACUGAGCAAUUUACAAGUACAUAUUAAGCUUGAUAAAUGAGAUUAUUAUGAUGGAGCAGAAUUAAAUUAAAUAGGUAUAAAAUCUGAGGUUGUACUUUAAAUUCAAAAUGGAUUUGUGUAAAUCUGAGAAUUUUGUUUUCUUUAAACCAAAACUUCAUACGUAAUCAGGCUAAAACUUAAAAAUUGAGAGGUACGAAAUUCAAAUCCUGGUGGCACAAAUGUCUUAUAUGAUAUAGAAAGAACUGUAGUAUAUUUUACUGUCCUUACUAACGUCCUGACGUAGAACGACGUACUGUGCGGUAUUUUCAAAUCAACGAACAAUGAUGUUUGAUUGCUGCAACAAUUACCAUUUCAGAAAACAGCAAAAUAAGCUCUUUGGAUGGAAAUAUCUGAAAAAAAUUUCACUAUAAAAUGCAAGCGUUUAUAGGUGAACAUACUUUUAUAUUUUUAUACAUUUCUUUAAGGGUAUUUCAUACAUUUAAACAAAAAAUAUCCUGCUUUUAUGAAUAAAAUGGUGAAUAAAAUAAGGCAUAUUCAUGUAAAUAAUAACUUAAUUAAGCCUUACUUUCCACCAAAUAUUAUUACAACACAAGUCUCUGACAAACUUAACCUUCAAAUCUGAGCUGUGUGCAUUUGGUAACUUCAAGUGUGCAUCGACGUUUUUUAGAGAUGAAGCUGACAAAAGCUGACUCAAAAAAAAAAUCGCAAGGUGCAAGAAAAUAUGAACAUCUUCCCAACAUCUUCAUAAAUGUCAUGCUAUAGUUGUGAAUUCACUCAAAGUAUUGCUAACUUCAACAUGCUAAUAUUACUAGGAACGAAGGUCUGGUUGUUGUUUGUGUGAAUUCCUUGCCAUCUUUGGAAAUCUGUACCACCAAAUAGUAGAGAAAUAUUACUGAAAUCUAGAGAAGAUAAUUACACGUCUCUACCAGAUGAAACACAAUUACUGACAGUGAUAUGUAGCGGUUUCUGUUAGCUCUUGGUGGUUGUGUGCUGUAAUUCUUAUUAGCACUGUUGCCAGUGCUUAAUGGUUUGACAUCAAGAUAUAAACUGUCUGAAGGGUUUUCCUGGUGAUGUGACCCAUUCUAGUCGUAUUUGUUGCUUUUGUUAUGCGAUUCAGUGUUUAACAGCUGUCGUAUUAACCUCGGUAGUGUUCCUGUAGUGAGAAAAUGGUGGAGAGAAAUAGAAAAUCUUGCAUAAGGGUUUAUAACGAACUGAAUAUUCAUAAAGUCUGAAACUGAAUCUAUACUGCAAAUCAUAUAAGAAGGGCAAUGAUAUUUUGUGUUUAGUUUUUUCCAGUGUUUAAGUUGUUUUUGUACAGCACCAGCCACCAGAACAUUUCAUAAAUCCCCUGGUUUGUUAAAUACCCAUUAUGUGAUUUCUAUUAAAGCUUCCCUACAUGGUAUAGCCUUAUGUUAAAUUAUGGUUUAUCAGUUUAUAGUCUGCAUAAUUCUUUCAAAAUGAUCUUAAAGUUGGAUUUUGUGCAUUCGUUUAUAACAAUAAACAAAAAAAUGUUUGACUAUAUUUUGUUACAGUGAGUGGAUGCAAUUUAAUGUUUUAUUAAAAAAAUACCUGUUA